Messenger RNA from Salvelinus namaycush (lake trout), 1347 nucleotides. RefSeq names its product probable G-protein coupled receptor 101. Gene Ontology annotation, biological process: G protein-coupled receptor signaling pathway. Gene Ontology annotation, molecular function: G protein-coupled receptor activity. Gene Ontology annotation, cellular component: membrane. The record is from RefSeq and is a predicted model, not a curated record. NCBI's taxonomy places the organism in Eukaryota, Metazoa, Chordata, Actinopteri, Salmoniformes, Salmonidae. The coding region runs from base 1 to 1347 and encodes 448 amino acids. The transcript has a single exon.
AUGUCCACCUCUGAGGCGCCUGGUGUGAGCAGUAACUCCAGCACCGUGCCUUGGGACCCUGGUUCCUCUGGUCCUCCUGGCCCCACAGACUGGCCGUCGGUGGCCAACAGCGUGGUGAAGAUGGUGCUGAUCUCAGCCAUCGUGUGUGUGUCUCUGUUUGGUAAUGUGGUGGUGUUGUUAGUGUUCCAGAGGAAGCCUCAGCUCCUCCACGUGGCCAACCGCUUCGUGCUCAACCUCCUCCUGGCAGACCUGCUCCAGACCGUGCUGGUCAUGCCCUUCGCCAUCGCUGCCACCGUGCCUGGUGUGUGGCCCCUGGAUGCCCGCUUCUGCCAGGCCCUGAUAGUGCUCAUGCACCUGUUUGCCUUCGCCGGGGUGAACACCAUCAUCGUGGUGUCGGUGGACCGUUAUCUGGCCAUCAUCCACCCGCUGUCCUACCCCACCCGCAUGACCCCUCAUCUGGGCACCAACCUCAUUGCCUGCACCUGGGUGUUGAGUCUGCUCCAGAGCACGCCGCCCCUCUACGGCUGGGGGGCCAUAGACUUUGACCGCAGGCAUAACGUGUGUUCUGUGGUGUGGUCCUCCAGCCUGUCCUACUCAGUCAUGGUUGCCACCUGCUCCUUCUGGCUGCCGGUGCUCAUCAUGCUGGGCUGUUACUGGAUGGUAUUCAGGGCAGCUAGGAGGCAGAACGCUCUUGUGCACCCCAUCCAGACCCAGUCUAAGUCCCAGCCCAACCUGCCUCCGGAUCCCCAGGGCCCCUGCCCCGGCAGCCCCCAGCGCCCACCCCAACAGGCACCCCCACCCCUGGACUCCUUCUCAGCCGGGGGGUACCCCAUCCGGGGCAGGCACAGACGUUUCCACUACCACUGCAAGGCAGCCUGGGUGGUGUUCGUCAUCAUGGCCUCGUACAUCCUGAGCAUGGGACCUUACAGUGUUCUCAACACGGUCUCCAUUCGCUCCAGUGCUGCUGUGCCUCCAUGGCUGGCCUCCCUAGCCCUGGUGCUCUUCUUCUUGCAGUGCUGCCUCCACCCCUACAUCUACGGCUACAUGCACCGCAGCGUGAGGAAGGAGUUCCUGGCCCUGCUGUGUGGUCCGCUCUGCAGGCAGGGCCGUCCCUGCCACAACUCCGCCCAGGACAGCUGCUUCACCGUGACCGACGGACGCUCCACGCACCCCAACCUGCCCAGUCUGGCCACACGUGUCUGCCCCCUCCGCACCUGGGAGGAGGGCACCACCACAGAGGCUACCUCCUCCUCCCCCACCAUGGAUAGGAGGUCCAGGGACACCCGCAAAGAGACCACCAGCCUGAGCUCUGAGAGAGAGCUGACUGUCCACACCACUACCAAGUAG